This is a messenger RNA of Photinus pyralis (common eastern firefly), 1261 nucleotides long. RefSeq lists its product as uncharacterized. The coding region runs from base 245 to 1204 and encodes 319 amino acids. Gene Ontology annotation, biological process: membrane organization. The transcript has 4 exons. Gene Ontology annotation, molecular function: ATPase activator activity. NCBI's taxonomy places the organism in Eukaryota, Metazoa, Arthropoda, Insecta, Coleoptera, Lampyridae. Gene Ontology annotation, cellular component: membrane. The record is from RefSeq and is a predicted model, not a curated record.
CGCCUUUUGUUUGAACUUUUUGAUGGUAAGGGCCUUUGAGAUUUCAUAGUCUGUAAGGGCUACUGGAGGCGUGCGCUGUUGCCACAUCACAAAUUCGCUGCUAGUUUCACCAUCGCAACCCGUUUCGCUCAUUCGCUGUUGUCCGCUGACCGCGACCAUUUUCAAAUCUGUGGAUUUCAUGAAAACAAAAAAGAAAAACAAAUGUUGAGUAAUAAAUUAUGUAUUCAAAUUAAAAGUAAAUGAAAUGUCUUCUCAAAGAUAUAGGAAAAAUAUUAGGAAGGGGAUUCCAGCAACUAGCACUCCAUAUGGACGUUUAUCUCCUAAUAAAAGCAAUAAAAGUAUCAGUCCAAUUUUAAUCCACAAACAACAAGCGAGCGAUUUGGAAUCUGAUAGCAGUAGUUCGAGUAGUGACUCAUUAUCAGCACCCAGAAUAGACAGAAAUUUUGAAUGUGAAAGUUUACCUAGAAAGAACAUUAACAUUAAUAAAUCACAGUCUAAUUUAAAAGUGGAUACAAAAUACAUGCCCACGGUUGCUCUGUGCUUCGUAAUUGUGGUUGGUGUAUUUACGAUUACCUAUGCAGCCAUGUCAAGUAAUAAUAAGGAAUGCACUUUUAUCUCAAUAGAAGAAAUUCAAGAAAAAUUUCCAUCUCAACCGCAAAGUACAUUUAAUGCGAUUGUUAGUGGAGUUAGUGAGAUCAAGGCGUUUAAUAAGCCCUCAAUAUUCUUAUUCCUAUACGACAGUGACACACGACAGACUAUAAAUGAUUUAACAUUAGCCAUAGCUGAUUAUGCAUCCGGUAUUUUAAAUGAUGAUUGCACUUCCAAUCCAAUUAUACUAACCAGUUCCGCUCUAAGUACGAAAACCGAUUAUGGUACCAUCAUCUCCACUUACAAACCGGAUCUUGAAGAAAGGAAAGUAAUGAUUGUAAAAAAUUUAAAUCAAAUUCCAGGAACUAAUGCGCAAGCUUUUCAUAGCAUUUGCGAUGAGUACUCCCCAUUAGUUCCAAAAAGUUUAAUAAUGUUUACAGUUGAAGUCAAGAAGUCAAAUAAAAAGUACAAAUCAGACUAUGAACAUGUGGAAGAGAUUCUAAAGGAAAGUUGGUCAGAUUUAGAUGAUGAUAUAUUUUAUCCAUUAUUUACAAGAAUUACUAGUAUGGUAUUGAAAGUUCAACCGACAAAUACUGAAAAUGUUAUUGCUACUUAAUCAUAAUUAUGUUAGUAGUUCUUUUUUUAUUAUCAAUAAAUGAUAUUAGAUCUUAAA